This is a messenger RNA of Kwoniella shivajii, 1614 nucleotides long. RefSeq lists its product as uncharacterized. NCBI's taxonomy places the organism in Eukaryota, Fungi, Basidiomycota, Tremellomycetes, Tremellales, Cryptococcaceae. The coding region runs from base 1 to 1614 and encodes 537 amino acids. The transcript is spliced from 4 exons. The record is from RefSeq and is a predicted model, not a curated record.
AUGCCCUUGGAAGUAACACCGCCUCCGUUUGCUGCUAGUCAGCGAUUACCUUAUACUCCAGCCUUCGCUCGAACAGAAGGUCAAGGAAUCCCCUCUGGAGCUAGCUCGAUUGGUGGUCCUGGACCCGCUUCAGUCGCUGCAUCAGCUAUCAUACCACCCACUGCUGGAGCAAUUGCAGAUCCUCAUCGAGCGGUUGCCGCUUUACCUGAAGCAGGUUAUACAGCGCCUCAACUUCGACCAACAGUGAUGAUUGACCCACGAGGAGGUGGAUCAGUCUAUGGUGGCGGUGGUGGAUCGGUAUAUGGCGGAGGAUCGAUGUAUGGUGGUGGAAAUGGGGUACAUGCACAACCAAACUCAACAUAUGGAUAUGACCAUCAAGUUUCUCAUCCUAUUUCUGCUCAUCAUCAGCAACAUCACCAUGUUCAUGCGCCACUUUCCGUAGUCCAAAGUGAUGGAUGGCAAGCAAACUCGUUACCCGCUCCAAGACGAGGUCCAUUGCCACCAGAAUCAAUGAUAGCUCCUAAAUCUCAUCAUCAUAAACACCAUGAUGAUUUCGAUGAUUCGAAAAGUGAUACAAGCUAUUACGCCAUGCCUAGAAAUCACAAUCAUAUACCUAGAUCAAGAUGUGGUUCAGUUUCUUCGAUUUCUGAUUCACCAUCUCCUCAAGAGUCACAACAACAACAGCAUCAAACACAACACCAAGGACAUACACAUCGAUCGAGGUCGAUUAGUGGAAACCAUCAUGAAUCUCAUUCUCAUUCGACUAAUCACAACCGAUCACCUUCUUUACCGCCCGCAGGUCAUUUUCACUCACCCAUUUCACCUUCGCCUUUAGCAGCGCCUUCAGCAUUCGCCGGAGGAGGAGGAGGAGGAGUGGCAAAUUCGAUUGGAAGAUCGCCACUUUCUCCUUCAGAUGCUGAUCUCCCAAGAAGACAUAGAGCCUCACCUGGUCCGGACGAAGACAAGAGGAGAAGAAUGCAUUCUUUCAUUCCAGCCGAUAUUGAAGAUACUCAUCAACCUGCAGUUAACAAACAUAGGAGACACUCUGGUGUAGGGUUUGAAGUUGAGAGACCACAAAUACACCGUCAUAAUUCUGGUGGGAAUCAUCACAAUCAUAAUCACACUCACCUUGAACCCGCACAUGGUAAUGGUAAUGGUAAUGGACAUGGACAUGGACACGGACACAGACACGGUCAUCAUCGUCAUCGAUCUGGAUCACAUCUUCCUCCUCCUCCACCAAGCGAUUAUUCGUAUUCUUCCUCUUACCAGAGUCGCGCACCUUCUCCUCCACCAAUGAUGGGAGGAGGCGCUUUAGGCGUUCACUUACAUGAUGGCAUGUCUUACUCCGGUCGCCGAAGGGCAGUGUCAAUGCAAGGUCUCGAAAGGCCGUAUCAGCUUCAGUCGUAUCAGACUCCUAGUGUAGUGGGAGGUGGAAAUGCUACAGUCUACGAUGAUGGUGCUAGUAUGGUCUCUGACUCGAAGAUGACAUUCAUGGAUGGUAGUGUAGCGGGCAGAACCAGUCAGUAUGGUUUACCGAAAUAUCCUCAUCAGCCGAAGAUGGACUAUAGGAGGUUUUGCGUGCAAAGAGGCAAUGCAGAUGUAUUCCUGGAUUAA